Messenger RNA from Fulmarus glacialis (Northern fulmar), 1710 nucleotides. RefSeq names its product diacylglycerol kinase, epsilon 64kDa (gene DGKE). The coding region runs from base 1 to 1710 and encodes 569 amino acids. Gene Ontology annotation, molecular function: ATP-dependent diacylglycerol kinase activity. NCBI's taxonomy places the organism in Eukaryota, Metazoa, Chordata, Aves, Procellariiformes, Procellariidae. The record is from RefSeq and is a predicted model, not a curated record. The transcript is spliced from 12 exons.
AUGGAAGGGACGGGGAGCAGCAGCGGCACUUCCUCCUCGGUCGUCGCAGACUGGAGUUUGGUGUUUUGGACUCUCUGCUCUGUGAUCCUGCCGGUGCUGAUCACCUUGUGGUGCAGCUUCCAGCGGUCCCGGCGGCAGCUGUUAAUACAAGACAUCUUUCGCAAGAGCAAGCAUGACUGGCACUACACAGACCUCUUCGGCCAGCCCUCCUACUGCUGCGUGUGCGCUCAGCACAUCCUUCAGGGUGCUUUCUGCAACUGCUGCGGGCUGCGUGUCAGCGAAGGAUGCCUCAAGAAGGCUGACCAGCUUUUUCUCUGCAAGGAAAUUAUGAUGAGGGGCAAUGGUGGAGCCCACAGCUCUAUGCCACACCACUGGAUCAGAGGCAAUGUCCCACUCUGCAGCUGCUGUGUGAUCUGCAGACAACAGUGCGGCACACAGCCCAAGCUCUGCGACUACAGAUGUGUGUGGUGUCAGUACACUGUACAUGAUGAAUGCAUGAUGGAUUGUUUAAAGACUGAGGAGUGUACAUUAGGAGAAUUCAGAGACUUAAUUAUUCCACCAUACUAUUUGUCUACAAUCAACCAGAUGCGUAAAGACAAAAGAACCAAUUAUGAAAAGGUAGUACCUUACUGCAGAAAACACUGGAUGCCAGUAAUCAUACUGGCUAAUACUCGUAGUGGAAACAACAUGGGUGAAACCUUACUAGGAGAAUUUAAAAUUCUGCUAAGGUAUUUACAAGUUUUUGAUCUAAGCAAAAUUGCACCUGCUAAAGCACUCCAACUUUGUACCUUGCUGCCUUGCAACGCUGUCAGGGUUCUUGUCUGUGGUGGGGAUGGCACAGUAGGCUGGGUCCUGGAUGCAAUUGAUGAAAUGAAGAUAAAGGGGCAAGAACGUUAUAUUCCACAAGUUGCAAUUUUACCUCUGGGAACAGGUAAUGACCUGUCUAAUACACUGGGCUGGGGUGCAGGUUAUGCUGGAGAAGUCCCUGUAGAACAAAUUUUACAAAAUGUCAUGGAGGCAGACGGAAUCAAACUAGACAGAUGGAAGGUACAAGUAACAAACAAAGGAUACUACAACUUAAGGAAACCAAAGGUAUUCACAAUGAACAACUACUUUUCUAUAGGACCUGAUGCUCUCAUGGCUUUAAAUUUUCACGCUCAUCGUGAGAAGACCCCCUCUCUGUUUUCCAGCAGAAUUAUUAAUAAGGCUGUUUAUUUUUUUUAUGGAACCAAAGACUGCUUAGUACAAGAAUGUAAAGAUCUUAACAAAAAAGUUGAGCUAGAGUUGGAUGGUGAGAGAAUCGAGUUGCCCAAUUUGGAAGGCAUCAUUGUCCUGAAUAUUGGAUAUUGGGGAGGUGGCUGUAGGCUCUGGGAAGGAAUGGGUGAUGAACCUUAUCCCUUGGCGAGACAUGAUGAUGGACUUCUGGAAGUUGUUGGUGUUCACGGUUCUUUCCACUGUGCACAGAUUCAGGUGAAACUAGCAAAUCCUGUUCGCCUAGGGCAGGCACAUACAGUGAGGCUGAUCUUGAAGAGUUCAAAGAUGCCGAUGCAGGUGGAUGGAGAGCCAUGGGCUCAGGGGCCCUGCACCGUUACCAUAACUCACAAGACACAUGCACUGAUGUUAUAUCACUCGGGUGAACAAACGGAUGACGAAGCUUCCAGCAUGUCUGAGCAAGACCACGUGAGAGAACAGACGGAUGAAGAUGUAUAG